Alternaria incomplexa is the source of this 1716-nucleotide messenger RNA. RefSeq lists its product as uncharacterized. The coding region runs from base 1 to 1716 and encodes 571 amino acids. The transcript has a single exon. The record is from RefSeq and is a predicted model, not a curated record. NCBI's taxonomy places the organism in Eukaryota, Fungi, Ascomycota, Dothideomycetes, Pleosporales, Pleosporaceae.
AUGGCCACGGACUUCCGCCACACUUCCAGGUACCUCCCUCGGGUGCCGAAACAAGUUGGUGUGAAACGCGGUUUACGGAGUGAUUUGCCAUUGGAGGCUAAGAUUUCCGAUUACUAUGGCCCGAACCCGGACAAUAACCGUUGGCUGAGGCGUCAUGCAGUCUUCAACCAUCUCUACCGACGGAAAGAGGCUGUUGGAGGCGCAUCAGACGAUGACUGUAAACAGGCUAGGCGGAUCUCAGAGGACUUGCGAGACACGUUUGCCGAUCUAGCAACCAAGAUCACGCCCUCGAAGCCAAGGCGAAAAGGCAAGGACAAGGCCAGGGUACGCAAACCCGAUUUCGACAAGCAGGACGAGACACACGCCAACCUGCUAGGUACCAUGAGGUCAGAACUGCAGGAGAACGAAGUACACAGUAACUUUGACUUCCUCUCCUUCUAUCGUCGCGCCUUCGGCCUCGUUCUACGCCUUCGCGAGGAAGUUCUCAUGAGCGACGAUGUACGGCGCUCCCGGGCUGAAGACAUCAAUGCAAAUCCCGAGCCCCACAAUUUCCAACUGAUAACAGAUCUCUUCCGCGAUCUUCGAAUUGAGCCCAAGACUAAGAAAGAAGAAGAGGCCGAAGCUAAAGAGGGUGCUGGACAGCAGCUCUCAGCCAAAGUCGUACCGUUGAGGCAGAUUCGACGUGUCGCUGAGAUGAUGCAUGACUUGACCCUUGCCAAGGGCGAUGUGGAGUUGAGGCGCGCCAAGUUACGGGUCAAGGGGGAUUGGGAGAGUCUCAAGGCUUCGUAUGCUGCUGAAGAAGCUGAGAAAGAGGCUUCUGGUGUCGAAGAGAGCGUUCCACAGGCAGAAUCCGAAGACGAAGUGGUGACUGAGGUUUCCGAUGCUUUAGAUGGCCUUGCGCCUCCGCUGAGCAUCGUCAACGGCACCAAGCGCACGUUCGAGGCAGAUCGAGACUCAGAAGAUGGUGGGACGUAUACGCUGGGGUCUCAGGUCUUGGGACAAAAGCAUACACAGUGCGACACGAAAAACUGGUCAGACGAGCCUGAUAGUCUAGAAGUCCUUGAUGUCGCUAUCGAUACCCAGGAUAUGGAGGCCCUGUCACGCUUCGAGGACAAGAGAAAUGACAUCAGGCGCAAAUUCGAAGCGGGCGUUGACUCCGCGAACCGCCCAGUUCACUUGCUCAACUCAGGCGGUUGGAACGGCGCAUGUGUAGAAGUCGCUGCGGACGAACACAUCCCCACUUCCAUUGCGCCCGAAGCAGACCAGCGCCAUUCCUUGGGCGCGCAAAUCAGUCAGGUCAUGGGCACUGCUGCCGCAAUCUCACUCGCAGCACCCAUCAACGAUGACAACAAACACAGCGGCACAAGAUCUAUAGGGUGCGUUUCAUUAGCUACGGCGACCAGGAACAAGCCAAAAGGGAUAUACCACCGCAUCACAUAUUCCAGCACUACGUCUCGCAAAUCCCGUAUCACGGCCAUCUUUCCUUCGUCAUCGUCUAGGAACACCAAGCUUCUAGCGCUAAUCCCGCCGCGAAAGGGCUCAUUCCACCGUCUCUCUGGUACCGCUAGGAAGCAUUGCAUCGCCUUUCACUGCUACACGCGAUGCGCUAUGGCUCGUGCCCUACAUGGCCAGCAGACUCGUCUGCAACGACGAAUGGCGAUUGCCGUUGCGGAGCUGAGGAAGAAGGUCAGGAGGGAUUCGGCCGGUAAGUUUUGA